AUGGCCAACAGGUGGUGGGACGAAGGCCGGUUGACGGAGGCGCCGCCUGCAUCAGGCCUCGCCAGCAACCAGAACCAGAACCAGAACCAGCAGCAGCAGCAGCUGGAGGACGCCAUGGCGGCGCCCAAGGUCGACGGGGAGAGCAGCAACAGCGGAGGGGGCAGCGGGCAGGACGACGAGCCCAAGGAGGGCGCGGUGGUGGUGCCGGCGAACCGCCGCCCGCGCGGCCGGCCCCCGGGCUCCAAGAACAAGCCCAAGCCGCCCAUCUUCGUCACGCGCGACAGCCCCAACGCGCUGCGCAGCCACGUCAUGGAGGUGGCCGGCGGCGCCGACGUCGCCGAGUCCAUCGCCCACUUCUCCCGCCGCAGGCAGCGCGGCGUCUGCGUGCUCAGCGGCGCCGGCACCGUCGCCGACGUCGCCCUGCGCCAGCCCUCCGCGCCGGGGGCCGUCGUCGCGCUGCGCGGCCGCUUCGAGAUACUCUCCCUCACCGGCACCUUCCUCCCCGGGCCCUCGCCGCCGGGCUCCACGGGGCUCACCGUGUACCUGGCCGGAGGGCAGGGGCAGGUGGUCGGGGGCAGCGUCGUGGGCGCGCUCACCGCAGCCGGGCCCGUCAUGGUGAUCGCGUCCACCUUUGCCAACGCCACCUACGAGCGGCUGCCGCUGGACGACGCCGAGGAGGAUCACCACCAGCUCGACGCCGCCCGCAGGCACGGUGCCCCCGGUGCUGGUGUUCCUCUUCCUCCGAUGAUGGCCGGCGACCCCUCCGCCACGGGGAUGCCGAUGUACGGCGUGCCGCCGAACCUGAUGCCGGGAGGUGGCGGGCACGCGGCACCGGAAUGGGCGGCGCAUGCACGGCCGCCCUACUAG
Molecule: messenger RNA, 867 nt
Organism: Triticum turgidum subsp. durum (durum wheat)
Lineage: Eukaryota; Viridiplantae; Streptophyta; Magnoliopsida; Poales; Poaceae
Source: the annotation of a GenBank genome assembly